GUAUAGAAGUCUAUGAUGACUGCAACACUAAGUACCUGGCUGCCUAUCAUGCUGGUGCUAUAAUUUCAAAAACUGGAUGUGUGACAGAGUGCUCUGAAAAUUCAACAUUGUCAGUGUCAGAUGUUCCUGUGGUUGGAGUUAUUGGCACCAGCAUCAGUGAGACCACAACUACUGUAGCCAACAUCUUAGAGCCAGCCUUUAUCCCUGUUCUAGGUCCAUCUGCAACAAUACCUGUACUUAGUAACAAAACACAGUAUCCACAUUUUGUGAGAGUAGUCCCUUCAGAUUUCAAGCAAAUACAGGUGAUUGUGCAGCUGGCCAAACAUUUUCAGUGGUCCUACAUCAUUGGAUUAGCAACUUCAGAUAACUAUGGAAGAGAAGGCAUGACAGAGCUAAUGAGACUAGCCAAGGAGCAAAUGAUUUGUGUAUCCCUGAUAGAGGAUUUUGAUCUCUUUAAUAAGUCCAGCAUGGAGACGUUUGCACGCACCACACUAGCCGAUAAGAUAAAAAACAUUAAAGACAACAUAGGUAUCAUCUACUUUGGUCUAAAUGAUCCCCUUGUUCGUUUCCUGAAGUACAUAGACGAAAAAAAAAGUUCUUGGGGCCAAGAAUGGUUUCAACAGAUACAAAAAAUUUACUGGCUUGCUUCUGAUGCUGUUCAAGCUUCCCAGGAUCUGGCAACUACAGUUUCCCAUUUCAAAACCAAUAUUUUGGUUGUGAGCCCGUACCUCGUGAACAUUACAUCUUUCAAAGAAUAUUUUAUUGAUUUCCUGAAAGCACCGCCUGCUUGGGUUAGUGGACCAUGGAAACUGGCUAUCAGCAAUGUUGUACAAAAUGCUACAGGGUGUAAAACUUACAACUUUACUGAAGAGUCACUGAGUAGAUGCAGUAUUGGUGAGAAGCUGGUGUUUGAUCAAUACAAUCCUUCAGUUCUGGAUGCUUUCUUUAUCCUCGUUAAUACAAUUAAGGAUAUUCAUCGGAAUGCAUGUAAAAAUUUGUCAGGCCCUUGUGACACUUUCAAGGCAGUCAUGAAAAAUGGUUUGUUGAAUGGCUAUAAUCUGAAAAACCUGGACUACACAGCUAUAAAGCCUGAGUUUCUGCCCCCAGAAUUUUUUUGCGUAAGCUACAGAAGAUCUCUGGAGACUUUGAAGUAG
Molecule: messenger RNA, 1154 nt
Organism: Candidula unifasciata
Lineage: Eukaryota; Metazoa; Mollusca; Gastropoda; Stylommatophora; Geomitridae
Source: the annotation of a GenBank genome assembly